AAAUGUGUCCAAAUUAAUGGAACCUUGAAGAAUUAUUAAUAGCCAGGGUAAUGGCUCCUUUGCUAUAAAGACACUGUUAGGUUGGGUAGUGAAUGGACCUUUCCAUGGUGAGGAUACAUGGAUUAAUAAAAGAGGUCAGAGAUAUGUUCAUGCGCAUCGGAUUUCUGUUGAAAAUUUAAAUGAUCUUUUGAUUCAACAAUAUAAUUAUGAUUUUCCAGAAAAGCAUGCUGAAGAAAAGGAGAUGUCAUUGGAAGACCGUAGAUUCAUGCAGGUAAUGGACAGCUCUGCUGAGAUGGUGGAUGGACGUUAUCGGUUGCCAUUCAAAAGGGAUCAUCCUAUGAUGCCAAACAAUCGCCACCUGGCAGAGCAACGAAUACUGUCUUUAAAAAGGAAGUUUCAAAGCAACAGUGAUUUUCACAAAGAGUACAGUGCGUUCAUGGAAACAGUCGUAUCACGUGGACAUGCUGAACUUGUACCACGAGAUCAGCUGAAACAAGAGAAUGGAAAGGUAUGGUACGUUCCACAUCACGGCGUGUUUCACCCAAAGAAGGAAAGCUUGCGUGUAGUAUUAUCAGGGGGUGUCACUGAACACUGAGCUCAUUCCAGGUCCAAACCUUACGAACACUUGGAGUCCGCUUCGUCCAGGUAAAACUGCCAUCAUGGCUGAUGUGGAAAAGAUGUUCCAUCAAGUUAAGGUCCCACCUCAUCAUGUGAAUUUCCUGCGCUUUCUUUGGUGGCCAGCUGGCAACAUCAAUCAGCCGCUGAACGAAUAUAGGAUGGUCGUACAUCUUUUUGGUGCAACGUCAUCAUCUAGCUGUGCUUUAAAGAGGACAGCUGAGGAUAACACAGGAGCUUCUCAGCGGAGGCAGCUAACACAGUUAAGAACAGUUUCUAUGUGGAUGACCUGUUGAAAGCUGUAGACACAGAAAACCAUGCCAUUAGACUCUGCGAGGAACUGAAGUCACUCUGUGCAUCUGGAGGCUUUAAGCUGAGCAAAUGGAUGAGUAAUAACAGGGUUCAGACCUCUAUUCCAGAGUCUGAAAGGGCCAAGGACAUUUGCCACUUGAACGAGCACUAGGUGUGCAGUGGAGUGCUGAGGAAGAUGCUCUCAUGUUCCAGGUGACUACAGAGGAACGUCCGUGCAGUAGACGUGGGAUGCUGUCCGUGGUUAGCUCUAUAUAUGACACACUUGGAUUCCUCGCACCUCUCCGGGAAAACGCAUCUUACAGUUAAAGUUUUGGUGAGGUUGUGUGCUGGAAUAUCUGGCAACACCGGAGCAGCAGCAUCUGAUCUCUUCAGCACUGCUCGAGGCCAGCUCCUUGAUUCCGCAGACAACGGUAAUUCAGUGAAAUCACUCUUUAAGAUGGACGGCUGCGCGCAGAUCUGCAGAUGUUUCCUGAUCCUCUUCAACACUCUGUUCGCUCUGGUGGGCUUCGGUCUGGUGGCUCUGGGAAUGUGGCUCCGGUUCGGCGCAGAGACCCGAGGCUUCUUCGACAUCGAUCUGAACACGGCUCAGUUCAACAUCGGAGUGAUCGUGCUGGUGGUCACCGGGGUCCUGAUGCUGGUGAUGGCCGUGAUCGGUCACUGCGGCGCCUGUAAUAACAGCAGAUCAGCUCUCGGUGUGUCUUCAGGCCUGCUGUCCAUUCUGAUCAUCAUGCAAAUCGCAGCUGGUGUGAUGGCUUUUGUGCGGAGCGCCCAGGUGUCAAUCGAGUUGGUGGGCUUCUAUAUCAGCAUCUACUUACAGUAUCUCAACACCAGGAGCCCCGCUCAAGCCGUCACCCUCAAAUUAUUCAACAAUGCUUUCCACUGCUGUGGCUUCAAUGAAACGAUUGAGGUGUUUGUGCGUCACACCUGUCCAGGCGGCAGCUUCCUGAAGCAGAUCUCGUAUUCCAGCUGUCCCGGCGUGAUCAGCGACGUCUUCGAGGCUCACGCUCCGCUGGUGCUGGGAGGGUUUCUGGGGAUAGCAGGAGUCACGAUGCUGGUGCUGGUGUGCAGCUGUGUCCUCCGAAGACAUGUCUCAGUGUCUCACAAGUCUCCUCCUCCAUACAUACUCCUCGGCUCCACGCUGUCAUCCGUCAAGAUGAUAUAACCCUCUCAAUUCAAUUGAAUUCAGGUGUGCUUUAUUGGCAUGACAAAAACUAUGCAGUUGUAUUGCCAAAGCAAUAAAUAAAUAAACCUC
Onychostoma macrolepis is the source of this 2179-nucleotide messenger RNA. RefSeq names its product CD9 antigen-like. The record is from RefSeq and is a predicted model, not a curated record. The transcript is spliced from 10 exons. Bases 1181 to 2089 code for a protein of 302 amino acids. Gene Ontology annotation, cellular component: membrane. Lineage: Eukaryota; Metazoa; Chordata; Actinopteri; Cypriniformes; Cyprinidae.